AUGACGUUCGUCCAUGAAGUGAAGCGGAUCAUUGCGCUCUACAGCCCCACCGAACUGCGAAACAUCGCUACAUAUAUUCUCGGCAUUAUGCUAUACAAGUUCGGUCUCGAGCUGUUCAACGGUUCUGUUGUGUCAAUGGCCACAGAUCGUUUCACGGCUGCUCACACAUUUGGCAAGUUGGCCAUCCUGACUGGAUUGAACACCGCCAUGCAAUGCGUGGGCGCAAUCCUUAUCGCGCCCCUUGUCAAAAAGUUGCCAACUCGCACAAUCCUUGCCAGCGCCAUCCUUAUUUUUGCAAUCAUGUCAGCCCUCCUCCUUAUCGUUGACGGCGCUACUGGCGGUAGGAUCAAAUCCACCACGCCUAACAAGCAAGUCAAAUAUGGUGAUUGGAAUCCAAACGGUCUCUUCCCUAUCUACAUCGUCGCAGGUAUCGCUUACGGUAUGGUAGAACUCAUCCGCCGAGUUAUCCCAAGGGAUAUUGUGGGCCCUCACCCGGAGAAGUUAAGGAGGAUGGAUGCCUUGGUGCAUAUUCUCUAUGAAGUGUCCGGAACAGCCGGUGCCUUUGCCUGCUCGAUGCUUAUCGGAAAGUUCGGCAAUAAUUACUCCUUCAUGAUGACGCCCAUCUUCUACAUCCUCGCUGGUAUCGUCUGGUUCCAAAUCUCUGCUCUCUCCUUCAAAUCUGGGAACUCUCAAGGAGCUGACACCUCCCUCCUCGCCCGUGUCAAUCGCGCGGAACGCCACCCCCUCAUCACAUAUUGUCUAGGCGUCAUCGAAGGAUUCCGACUCUUCCUCCUUUCGAUUCUCAAAGGGUGCCAGCUGGUCUUCUGCCAUCGCAAGUAUGUGUGGCUCUUCUUUUCUUAUAGCGUCGCCCUCCAUUGCCACCGGUAUCUCGAAAACAUCAUCGCGCCCAUCUACGCCCGCCGUAUCCUCAACAACUCUGGUCUUGCCCAAGUCUUUGUCGCCUUUUCUAACUUGGGCGAACUACACGGUGCCCUCUUCGUCUUCCUCUUUGCCCGCAAUGUCAAGACCCCCAUACCUUGGCUGCGCCUCGACGCUCUGCUCCUCAUGAUCAUUUGGGUGGUUCCAUUCUACGAACGCGGCCUUCGUACGACCAUCGUCGCUUACCGUCUGGGCGCCUGCUUUAUCCCCAUAUCAUUUGGAUGGGCGGCAGGUGAUGUCUCACUGUCCGCCUAUAUUCAGUUAUCCCUCACCCAUUCAGACGAGGAGCAGGACGAUUCCAAGAUAUCGUCCCUUGGGAGUAUCAUGGCUUUCCUCUACUCAUCCUAUAUCAUCAUCUACGCUGUUGUGUCGAAAUUUCUCGGGGAUUACGUUGACCGGGUCGUCGUCCGCGGGGGCAGCGUGCACGAUGCCCUCAUCCUUGUGGGUGGAAUCCAUUUCAGCGCAUUUGCAUUCGUUAUCUUCGUUUCCACUUUCGUCCCCAGAGGGGCUUUCGCGUUAAACCCUGAGGUUAUCUACAUGAGUGAGAGGUCCGGCUCGUCAACGAAUGAGGUUGGGCAGGUCAGCGAAAUUCAUGCGAGACAUGACAAUGGCGUCAGUGAGGACAUCACACCCUCACGUAUUCACGACCGCACUCGUUCACGUGUCCCACCAACUGUUCUUGACGGCCACCCAGGAACCCUUUAA
Messenger RNA from Cantharellus anzutake, 1644 nucleotides. RefSeq names its product major facilitator superfamily domain-containing protein. The transcript is spliced from 2 exons. Lineage: Eukaryota; Fungi; Basidiomycota; Agaricomycetes; Cantharellales; Hydnaceae. The coding region runs from base 1 to 1644 and encodes 547 amino acids. The record is from RefSeq and is a predicted model, not a curated record.